Molecule: messenger RNA, 11915 nt
Organism: Archocentrus centrarchus (flier cichlid)
Lineage: Eukaryota; Metazoa; Chordata; Actinopteri; Cichliformes; Cichlidae
Gene: dspb
Product: desmoplakin b
Exons: 24
Coding region: 6-11276 (3756 amino acids)
Biological process (GO): intermediate filament cytoskeleton organization; cell-cell adhesion; skin development
Cellular component (GO): cytoskeleton; plasma membrane; cytoplasm
Molecular function (GO): structural molecule activity
Source: RefSeq, a predicted model, not a curated record
GAGGGAUGAUGAGCGGCACGAUGAGCGGCACGGGAGGGGGAACGAUGAGCGGCAUGGGAGGAGGGAUGAUGAGCGGAAUGGGUGGCUCCAAACUUACUGCUGUCAACCAGAAGGCCGCUAUCCUGCAGAGUCAGUGCAACGAGUACCUGAAGAAUGCCGAUUACUUCAUUCAUGUUGGCGCGAACCCAAGUGAAGCCGAGCACUACAUGGCGUUGGCCAAAGAGUCCAUUAACCAGCUGAGGAACUGCGCGUCAGACCUGAGACAAAUGGGACAGCCCAAUGAGAAUGUUGUGAGAAGUGUGGAGAUGUAUAAAGAUCAGCUGAGGGGGGUCCACAUGGCCAUGACAGGGACCUCGCAGAGACGGAAGAGCACUAGGGGAAGCUCUAGUGGUUGGGAGGAACCUGGAAGGAGCUACAAUGAUGCUAUAGGCUGGAUUGCACAGCAAAAGCGUCUGAUUGAAACAGCUUCCUGGGGAGAUGAUUCCGCAGCCAUUGAGCAGCAGCUCACGAGCCACCAGAGGUUUCACAGCUCCAUCCAGAGGAGCCCUGAGGUGGACCGAGCCAGAGAUGACUUGAUGAAGAACGGAGACAAAGCCAAUCUUAAUGCUCUGGAGCAGGAAUGGGACAGUCUGCAGAAAAUGUCCUUUGGUCGGACCCAGCAGCUGCGAGAGCUUCUGGAAAUCAUUCAGGAAAUAUCCAGAGAGAUCAUGUGGGUGAAUGAGAGGGAGGAAGAGGAACUGAUGUUUGACUGGGGAGACAAGAACAUCGAUCAGUACAUCCCCAAGAAGCAGGAGAGCUACUCGAAACUGAUGAGUGCCCUGGAGGAAAAAGAAAAGGAUUUGAAUAAACUGAGGGCUAAAGUGGAUAACCUCCUGAAGAAUGACCACCCUGCCUCAGACAAGAUCGAGGCUUACAGGGACACCUUGCAGACUCAGUGGAGUUGGCUCCUUCAAAUUACAAAAUGCAUCGACAUUCAUCUGAAGGAGAAUUUAGCUUACAGCCAGUUUUUCAAGGAGGCCAAUGACACAUACAGUGCUCUGCAGAAGCAACAUGAGACGGUUCGUAAGAAUUUCACCUGUGACAAGAACACUUCUCUGGAGAACCUACAGGAGCUCCUCGUGAACCUGGAGAGGGAGAAGGAAAAUAUUUUGGAAAAAAAGAGGCAGGUUAAACACCUGGUCAGCAAAUCCAAGGACAUCGUGAGACUGAAGCCCAGAAACCCUGAAGAGAAGGGCACCAGCGGCAUCAUUGUCAAGGCUCUGUGUGACUUCAAGCAGGACCAGAAGGUGAUCCUUAAGGGUAAUGAGGCCAUCCUAAAGGACAACAGCCAGCGCAGUAAGUGGCAGGUGACCGGCCCGGGGGGUCUGGAUAUGUUGGUGCCCUCUGUGUGCCUGAUUGUACCGCCACCCAAUCCAAUCAGCAUCAGCCUCUCCAACAAAAACGAGCAGUACUAUGAAGCGAUCCUGUCGAUCUGGAACCAGCUUUACAUCAACGUUAAGAGCCUCAUCUCCUGGCAGUACUGUCUCCUGGACAUCCAACGCAUCAACUCCCUCACCAUGUCCAUGUUGGCCAAGAUGCGCCCCGAGGAGUAUCGUAAAAUCAUCAAGAGCCUGGAGACCCAUUAUGAGGAGUUCAGACUGAACAGUCAAGGCUCCCAGAUGUUUGCUGAUGAGGACAAGAAGACCAUUGAGAACCAGGUGAUUGGAGCCCAGUCCCACUAUGGCCAGCUGGUGGUGCAGCUGCCUACUUACAUUAUACAACAGGAACACUUAGAAAUGCAGCAAGCACCUGAUCAACAACGCCAGCAUCUGAUUAUAAUACAGCAGCAGCAAGAACAAGUUGCUGCUGAAGAAGAGGCCAGGAGGCUUGAAGAAGAGGCCAGGAUGCGCCAAGAAGAGGCCAGGAGGCUUGAAGAAGAAAGACGAAGAGCAGAGCUCAAAAAACAGGCAGAGAAGAAAUCAGAAAUAAAGAAAGAGGUGGUGAGAAAGGAAGUAAUAAAAAUGACCAAGACAGAUGGAGGAAAGAGGAAGGUGAUCACAGUACCUGCCUCCUCCUCAUCAUCUCAGAGCUUAUCAGAGCUGCAUUCACUGAGACUGAGGCUGGAGGCCUCUGAGGACGCGCUGAGUCAGUACAUCCACGUCUGCUUCGGAGACAACGCUGUGCGAGACUGCAGCCUCAAGAUCUCUCAGUUAGAGACUGUGCGGCGCGAUGUGGACUCGAUGCGUGAAGAGUACUUGCAUUUGAAGGAGCGUAUUCUGAAAGAGCUGGAAAGCAUGAGCGACUCAGACAAAGCCCAGUUCCUCCGCAGUGAGAUUGGAGUUUUUGACCACAGACUAGGCGGCCUGGAGAGCAGCUCAUCAGCUUAUGUUCAGCGGCUACGGGCUCUAAGGGAUAUGCUGGAGAGUGUGGCGCGAGCUGAGGACAUUGUGAAAGUUUAUGAAGCAAGAAUGACAGAACAAGAGACCACAUCUCUGUCUCCUGCUGAAGUGGAGGAAUACAUGUCGAGCCUGAAGAAUAUCAAAGGAGAGUUGGAUCAGAAAAGAAAUGUUCUGACGGCUAUGGAGGCAGAGUUAUCCAAGGCGAGCCACUGGAACAGCCAGGUGAGCGGAUCCUCCCACAGGUGUGACCUGAUGCUGUCAAAAUACACGGAGGACGUGGGCUUGCUGUCAGACCGUUGGAGACGAAUCCAAGGACAGCUUGAUACCAGAUUACAGGAUCUUCAGUCAUAUCUGCCUCAGCUGCAACACUACAAGCAAACCAGCACCUCUCUUGUUGACUGGAUUGAAGCCACACGGAAAAAACAGGUGGCUCUGCAGGCCACCAAGAUCGAGAAUGUUCAAGCACUGGAAGACCUCAUUAACACCCAGAAGGCUCUGAAUGCAGAAAUCAAGGCGAGGAGGGAGACAGUAGAGAGUGUGCUGAAAGACAAUGCGACCUGUGUGAAUGCUAUCAAGGACUAUGAAACAGACCUUGCAGCUUACACCUCUGGUUUAGAAACUUUGCUCAACAUCCCCCUGAAGAGGACAAUGCUGAAGUCGCCGUCACUGGAUCUCAAUCAGGAGGCUACCCAACUGCAGACUCGUUACAUGGAGCUGCUUACCCUUUCUGAUGACUACUACAGAUUCCUGGGAGAGCUGCUCAGAAACAUGGAGGAGCUUAAGAUUCGCAACACCCGGAUCGACCUGUUGGAAGAAGAACUUCGUCUUCUGAGAGAGGAUCUCAAAGGCCACAACAGCAAGAACAAAUCACUGGAAGAUGCUGUCGCUCGUUACCAACUGGAGCUGUCCCAGUCAAAGGACAAGUUGUUGUCAAUGGAGGAGGUGAAACAAAGUGCUGCGUUGCAGUGCAAUGCCACCAAGGAGAGCCUAGAUAACACACAGAGCCAGCUGGCAGACCUCAGCGAUCAGGUGGCACGUCUCAACUACUUGCUGGAUGAAGAAAGAAGGAAGAGGAAGCUAGCAGAAGAGCGCUACACUCAGCAGCAAGUAGAGUAUGAGUCAGUGCUGAGAAAGAGGCAGAAUGAGCUGGAGACAGUCAGUUGGUCCAAGAUGGAGGUGGAGAAGAGUUUGUCAAAUAAGGAGCAUGAGAUUGAACAGCUCCGACGGCAGCUGGCUGAGGAGACAGCAAGGGUCAAGGAGCUACAGAAGGAGAUAUCAAAGGUAAGGAGCCAAUACAGUACGGAGAUCAAUAACUUAAAGCUCAGCUUCGAAUCCCAGAUCCACGUCAGUCGCACAGACAUGCAGAGGCUGGCAGCUGAGAGGGACGAGGAUACAGUGGAGCUCCAGCUUCAGUAUGACAGGAUGGAGGCAGAGAGGAGGAGUCUAGAGGAGGAGCUAAGGAGGCUCAGGAUAUCUAUCAGCCAGGCUGACGAGCAAAAGAAGGCAGCUGAGGAGGAAGCUCACAGUCAGCGGACUGUAAUCAUAGAGGAAGGGCACAAGAGAAGAGAACUGGAAAGUCAGGUGGAAUUGCUGAUGAGGCAGAGAGAUGAGGAAAGUAGCCAGUAUAGAGCAGAGCUGGCUGGGGUUAGGAAGAACCUGCAGGAGACGAGUGACCAGCUGGCUUAUGUCACACACAGUCUAGAGGAGGAGACCCGCAGAAGACAAACUGUAGAGGAAGGGCAAGGUGUCCUUGAACAGUCUCUGGCCCAGCUACAAGUGAAGCUAACAAAUUCAUCAGUGGCUGUAACCCAGGUGCGGGAGUAUGAGGAGGAGCUUCAGAAGCUGCGACUGGAGGUGGAGAGAGAGAGCAGGGAGCGAAGCAGAGUUGAACAAAACGCAAAAAGCUUACAGGGACGCAUCAAGGACCUUCAGGCUGUGAGAGAUGGACUUGAGAGCCAGGUGGAGAAUUUGCGCCAAGCUAACCAAGAAGAAGUGGCCAGAAGAAGGCAGAUUGAGUCAGAGCUAGAGAAGACCAAUAUGUCCCUGACAGAGUACACCAGCACUAUCACUGCACUACGCCAAAGCCAAGAACAAGCCAGCAAUUCAGAAAAGAGAGGUGAAGAAGAGCGUCUUAGGCUGCAGGAGGAGCUAGAGAGAAGCUUGAGACAAAACAAAACCUCUACAGAGCGCAUUACACAGCUGAGCACUGAGCUCAAAGCCCUUCAGCAGCAACUGCUUGAGGAGCAGCUCAGAGUCAAAGAGGCAAAUCUCAGGAAUGAAAGUCUUUACAAAACUGUAGAGGAGAAGAGUAAGACAUUGAAUGAGAACUCAGUUGAGCUUCAAAGGCUGAAGAAUCUGACAGAAACCCAGACCAAAGAGAGACUGAGGCUGGAGGAAGAACUAAGGGCGACACGGCAUGAUAAAGAGGAACUCUUGAAAGCCAAACAGGGAAGCGAUAAUGAACUCUCCUCGCAGAUUACUGCGCUGGAGCUGCAGCUGCAGGCCAGUGAGCGCAGUAAUUUAGACUACCACAGCCUGGUCUCUGAGCUCUCCUCUGAGAGGGAGAAACUCAAAGUGGAGACUGAGAAAAUACAAACGCAAGCCACCGAGAUGAGAGCGUCAAUGCAGUCCCUUCAGUCCCAGUACAAUGAAAUUGUAAAUGAGAGAGAUGCCCUGUUGCUGAAAUUGCAGUUGUCAGAAAAGGACCAAGACCACAUCCAAAGGCUAGAGGAGGAACUCAGCCGCAUUAAACUGUCCUUAGAAACCGAGUAUCGCAAUAAGCAGCGUCUACAGGAUGAAAACGAAAGAGUGAAGAAGGAUUUAAGUUACUGGAAGGACCAGUGCGACAGUAAACAUGGCCUGAUUAGGCAAUAUGAGACAGAUAAAGAUAUUUCAGAGAGGGAAAAGAAAUCUUUGAAAAGUGAGAUAGAAAGGCUGAUGAGGGAACUACGUGAGCUUGAAGAAUCAUAUAAAACUAAGCUGUCAACCAUCCAGAAAGAAUUGCAUGAGGUGACCAUUGUCAGAAGGAGCAUGGAAACUGAGCUGAAGAAUGCUAGAGAACCCCCAACCUUGGAUCCUUCCACUCUGAUCUUUGAUGGAGUCCGUAAGCCAGUAACAGCAAACCAGUUGCUCGAUUGUGGUGUUUUGGAUAAACAAACAUUUAACCAGCUUGUGAAGGGACAUAAGACCGUCCCUGAAGUGUCCGCUGACAAAAAAGUCAGUUUAAAAGGGACGGGCCCAAUAGCUGGGGUGGUAAUUGAAAGUUCAAAAGGUCCAGGGUCAGUUUCUGGACCUCUUUGCAAACUAACUUUCACUGAAGCCAAGAAUGAGAAUCUACUUCCACCAGAUAGCAUUGACUUGCUUCUGGAUGCUCAGGCUGCAACAGGACACAUUAUUGACCCCAGAACUAAUCAGAAGUUGACAGUUGAAGAAGCGUGUACUCAAGGUGUGAUUGAUGAUAAGGACAGAGAGAGGUUGCUAGCGGCAGAAGCUGCAGCUGUAGGAUAUAGUGGACCUGGGACAAAUAAACCUCUCUCAGCGUUUGAGGCCAUGAAGAAGGGACUGAUUGACAGAAACACAACACUGCGUCUUUUACAAGCCCAGGAGUCUGUGGGGGGCAUUCUAGAUCCAGUAUUCAGUGUGUUCCUUCCCAAAGACACAGCCAUUGAGCGUGGCCUAAUUGAUGAUAAUGUAUGUCGCGCUUUGAAUCAGAGGCCUGAGCUCUACCUGGACCCAGAAAAUGAAGAAGGUGUAACUUAUAUGUCAAUGAAAAGGAGAUGUAAGAUAGAGCCACACACAGGCCUUCUUCUUCUUCCUGUCACUGAGAAGGUAGAUCCCUCCAAACUUAUUUUUGAUGGUGUUCGAAAACCUGUCACAGCCAAGCAGCUGCUGGAUUGUGGUGUCCUGGACAAGCCAACAUUUAAAGAUCUAGAAAAGGGGAAGAAAACCGUCCCAGAAGUGUCUGCAGACAAAAAUGUCAGUCUGAAGGGGACUGGGCCCAUUGCCGGGGUGGUAGCUGGGAGGCAAGGCAAAAUGUCUUUUUCAGAAGCCAAGAGACAAAUGUUACUACCUGACGAUAGUGCAGAUUUGCUGCUGGAAGCUCAGGCUGCGACAGGUCAUAUCAUUGACCCCCAAACCAGUCAGAAGCUGACUGUAGAAGAAGCAUGCGCCAGAGGAGUGGUGGAUGUAAGAGACAGAGACAGAUUACUGGCAGCCGAAGCUGCUGCUAUUGGCUACAGAGAUCCUUACACAACAAAGCCUAUUUCAGUGUUUGAGGCCACGAAGAAGGGACUAAUUGACAAUAAGACUGCACUACGUCUGCUGCAGGCCCAGGAGUCUGUGGGAGGAAUUCUAGAUCCAAAUCUUAGCGUGUUCCUACCUAAAGACACAGCUAUCAAGCGCAGCCUUUUAGAUGAAAACCUCCGUCGUGCUCUGAGCCAAGAUCCUGAAUGUUACAUUGAUCCAGAAACUGAGAGUGAUGCCAGCUAUGAGACUUUGAAAAAAAGAUGCAAGAUAGAACCUCACACAGGUCUGCUACUUUUGCCAAUCGCUGAGAAGGCAGAUCCUUCUAAGUUAAUCUUUGAUGGUGUCCGUAAGCCAGUAACAGCAAAGGAAUUGCUUGAUUGUGGGGUCCUGGACAAACCAACUUUUAAUCAACUAUUGAAGGGGGAGAAAACAGUCCCACAGGUGUCUGCAGAGAAAAAUGUCAAUCUGAAAGGGACAGGAGCAAUUGCUGGUGUCGCAGCUGGACCUUCAGGGAAACUGUCUUUAACAGAGGCCAAGAGACAGAUGCUUAUGCCCCCGGAUAGUGCAGAUUUACUACUGGAAGCCCAGGCUGCUACAGGUCACAUCAUUGAUCCCAUGUCCAAUCAGAAACUGACUGUAGAAGAAGCGUGUGCAAGAGGAGUGUUGGACAAUAAAGAUCGAGAUAAACUCUUAGCAGCAGAAGCUGCUGCUAUUGGCUACAGAGAUCCUUACACAGCAAAGCCUCUUUCAGUGUUUGAGGCAAUGAAGAAGGGAAUAAUUGACAAAAAGACAGGGCUACGUCUGCUGCAGGCCCAGGAGUCUGCAGGUGGCAUUCUAGAUCCAAACCUUAGCGUGUUCCUCCCUAAAGACACAGCUAUAAAGCGCAACCUUCUGGAUCAAGAAUUCUGUCGUGCAUUAAACCAGAACCCUGAGUGUUACCUCGAUCCAGACACAGAACGUGAUGUCAGCUAUGGAUCUUUAAAGAGAAGAUGCAAAACAGAGUCUCACACUGGCCUGUUAUUUUUGCCAGUUACAGAGAGGAAAGACCCUUCCAAACUCAUGUUUGAUGGUGUCCGCAAGCCAGUUUCAGCACAGCAGUUGUUUGAUUGUGGGGUCCUGGACAAAUUAACUUUUGACCAACUACUGAAGGGGCAGAAAAGUGUGCAGCAGGUGUCUGUGGAUAAAAAAAUCUUUUUAAAAGGUACUGGUUCAAUUGCUGGUGUGAUAGCUGGACCUUUAGGGAAGAUUUCUUUAUCAGAAGCCAAAAAACAGAUGCUCAUGCCCCCAGAUAGUGCUGAUUUACUUCUGGAAGCCCAGGCUGCUACAGGUCACAUUAUCGAGCCUACAUCAAAUCAGAAGCUGACAGUAGAGGAGGCGUGUGCAAGAGGAGUGGUGGACAGUAAGGAUCGAGAUAAACUCUUAGCAGCAGAAGCUGCUGCUGUUGGCUACAGAGAUCCUUACACAGCAAACCCUCUUUCGGUGUUCGAGGCAAUGAAGAAGGGAAUAAUUGACCAAAAGACAGGACUACGUCUGCUGCAGGCCCAGGAGUCUGCAGGUGGCAUUCUAGAUCCAAACCUUAGCGUGUUCCUCCCUAAAGACACAGCUAUAAAGCGCAACCUUCUGGAUCAAGAAUUCUGUCGUGCAUUAAACCAGAACCCUGAGUGUUACCUCGAUCCAGACACAGAACGUGAUGUCAGCUAUGGGUCUUUAAAGAGAAGAUGCAAAACAGAGUCUCACACUGGCCUGAUACUUUUGCCAGUUACAGAGAGGAAAGACCCUUCCAAACUCAUGUUUGAUGGUGUCCGCAAGCCAGUUUCAGCACAGCAGUUGUUUGAUUGUGGGGUCCUGGACAAAUUAACAUUUGACCAACUACUGAAAGGGAGAAAGACUGUCCCUGAGGUGUCUGUGGAUAAAAAGGUCUUUCUAAAAGGGACAGGAUCAAUUGCUGGUGUGGCAGCUGGACCUUUAAGGAGAAUGUCUUUUUCAGAGGCAAAGAAAAAGAAAAUUAUAUCAUCUGAUAAUGCUGACAUGUUACUGGAAGCUCAGGCCGCCACCGGUCACAUCAUCGAUCCAAGAACUAACCAGAAACUAACAGUAAAAGAAGCAUGUGCCAGAGGAGUAGUGGAUAAGGAGGAUGAAUCCAAGUUGUUUGCAGCUGAGGCUGCUGCUAUAGGCUAUAGAGACUCUAAUACUGGCAAGCUUCUGUCAGCUGGCCAGGCCAUGAAGAAGGGAUUAAUUGACAAGGACACAGCUCUGCGUGUGCUUCAAGCUCAAGAGUCUGUAGGGGGUAUAUUGGACCCUGACCUCAGUGUAUUCCUACCUAAAAACAUGGCACUGGAUCAGGGUCUCAUAGAUCAGGACCUGUCCCAUGCCUUGAGUCAGUAUCCUGAGUGUUAUCUGGACCCAGACACCCAGCAAGGAACUCCAUAUAUAUCUCUGAAGAAAAAAUGCAAAGUUGAUCAGAGCACUGGUCUUCUGCUUCUCCCUGAACCUAAAAAGCCAUUAACUUUCCAGGGGCUUAGAGGCCAGGUGUCUGUUGUGGAUCUGGUGGAUGCCAACUUGCUGCAACGAUCUGAUAUGGACAAGCUGAAUCAAGGUAGACUGACAAGCCAAGAUGUUGAAGACCGCCUGCGUUCCUAUCUGAGAGGUUCCACCUGCAUAGCAGGAGUUUAUGAUGAGGCAAGUGGAAGAGUAUUGCCAAUCUAUCAGGCCAUGAAAGAUGGACUGUUGAGGUCUGGGACCACUCUUGAACUGCUUGAGGCUCAGGCUGCCUCAGGUUUUAUAGUUGAUCCUGUGAACACUCUCUAUCUAACAGUUAGUGAAGCCUACAAUAAAAGACUGUUUGGACCAGAGUUCAAGGACAGCCUGCUAGCUGCAGAAAGGGCUGUGACUGGUUACAGACUGCCUGGUACAGACAAGAUUAUCUCUCUAUUUCAGGCCAUUGAGAGAGGUCUAGUGGAGAAAGGCCAUGGCAUUCGUCUUCUGGAGGCCCAAAUUGCCAGCGGUGGUAUCAUUGACCCUGAACACAGUCAUCGUAUUGAUGUGGAUGUAGCCUACAAAAGAGGCUACCUGGAUGAGGAAAUGAAUAAGAUCCUCUCUAGUCAGAAUGCUGAUACUAAAGGUUUCUUUGACCCUAACACUGAAGAAAACCUAACUUACAUGGAGCUUAAAAAACGCUGUAUCACAGAUAAGAAGACCGGCCUCAUCCUUUUGCCUAUAACCGACAAGAAAAAUCAAGAGUCGACACAGAAGAGCACACUAAGAAAGAGGAGAGUAUUGAUUGUAGACCCAGACACCAAUAAAGAGAUGACAGUCCGUGAAGCGUAUGACAAAGGGCUUAUUGACUACGAGACCUUCCUGGAGCUGUCCGAGCAGGAGUGUGAAUGGGAAGAGAUCACCAUUACUGCUCCAGAUGGUUCUAUACGGUUUCUUAUCAGUGACAAGAAAACUGGAAGACAGUAUGACAUUACUGAACUGCUUGAAAAGCGAUUAAUUGAUGAAUCAGUUGUAGCUCAGUAUCGUGCACGAGCUAUCACUAUUAAUGAAUUUGCUAAUAUCAUCACCAGUAAGACCAAACAUAGCUCAUCAUCAGGAUUAAGAGCACCAGCUGCCUUUGGCACAUCUUCAGUGACAUCAUCAUCAACAACUUCAAAAACAUCUUUCGGGCCAUCUUCACUGACAUCAUCAACUUCAAGAACAGAAGCCUCAGUUCCAACAUCAUCACUGAUGUCAAGACCCUUAUCACCUACUUUCACCAAGAUGACCACAACAAAAACUACCACUGUCACAGAGCGAAGCGCCGCAGUUAGCAGCAUUUCUCAAGACUUUACAGAUUCCCUUAAGCAUAUAUCCAGUGUAUCUUUCACUCUGACUUCUCCAGUUGAAAUAGGAGAACAGGAACCCAUUGGUGCCAUUUUUGACACAGACAGUGUAGAGAAGAUAUCUGUCACAGAGGCUUUAAAUCGUGACCUAGUGGAUUCCAUAACUGCCCAGAGACUGCUUGAAGCCCAGGCCUGCACAGGAGGGAUUGUUGAUCCUUCAAGUGGCCGUAGGGUCAGCAUCCAAGAAGCUUCUCGCAUGGGCAUAAUAACUGAAGACAUGGCCACUAAGCUGAAGCCUGCUCAAAAAGCCUAUUUUGGCUUUGAGGAUGUAAAAACCAAGAGAAAAAUGUCUGUUGCUGAGGCAGUUAAAGAGAUGUGGUUGCCAUAUGAAGCUGGGCAGAGAUUUAUGGAGUUCCAGGUUGUAACAGGAGGUCUGUAUGACCCAGAAAUGGGUGGUAGAAGAACCAUAGAAGAUGCUUUGAAAAUGGGCUGGGUGGAUGGGAGGGCAGCCCAAAAGCUCCAAGAUAUAAAAUAUCACAUGAAGAACCUAACAUGCCCCAAGAGUAAACUUAAGAUUUGUUACAAAGAGGCUCUGGACAACUGCCUGGUGGAGGAAAGCACUGGAGUUAAAAUGCUCCAGGCAUCAUCUGUGUCUUCGAGAGGGAUCAGCAGUCCGUACAAUGUUGCCUCUGCCCCGGGAUCCACCACAGGCUCCAGGAGUGGUUCACGAAGAAGCUCUCGCAGGAACAGUUUGGACUUAGGCUCCCCCAUGUCUUCAGCAGCAAACCGCUACAGUUUUUCUAGUGUAACCUCCUUCUCAACCAAAAAAUAAAUCAAGAAAAGAAAAGCAGGGCAUCCACUUGGCUUGCACAUGAAUCAGAAUAUGUCAAAAAUAUUUUCAGUGUUUUGGGAAAUGAGUGUUCUGUGUGAGGAGAAAAAAAUUCAGGUGAACAUUCUGAAUAGUUUGCAUACUUUUAGAUUCAUCUUUGGUGUUCUGUGCUUAUAAUCUGUAGUUCAAAUUAUAUUGAAAAGCUUCAAAAGUUCUUUCUUACUUAUUUUUUUAAUGGACAAAAGUGUUUCUCAUGGUUGCUAACAUAAGGUAUGUGGAUUAACAAAGUUUAUGUUUACACAUCAUUUGGUGUUAAACUUGGUCUAAAAUAGCUCUAAAUUUUUUUUUUUUUUUUUUUUUUUUUUGCAUUCACAUAUUUCAAAUUUGUUUUUCAAAAACUUCUGAAAAUAUAAUGUUUUAUGCUUUGCCUUUGAAAAAUUAUAUUAUUGUGUUUACAUUUGUUUGACAUGUGUGUGUGCUUUACAGGGAGGGAUUCAAAGUUGGGUUGCAUAUAUCGGCUUAACUGCCUUUUUUUUUAAAUCCAUCAUUUAUUGAUUAAUUGGUUUCUUGAUAUUUAGUGCUUCCACUUUUGUAACAGUUUUUUUUUCAAUAUCUCAAAAUAAAACUUGAGUUUUUUGCUCA